Metopolophium dirhodum (rose-grain aphid) is the source of this 1893-nucleotide messenger RNA. RefSeq names its product 52 kDa repressor of the inhibitor of the protein kinase-like. The transcript is spliced from 9 exons. NCBI's taxonomy places the organism in Eukaryota, Metazoa, Arthropoda, Insecta, Hemiptera, Aphididae. The coding region runs from base 839 to 1690 and encodes 283 amino acids. The record is from RefSeq and is a predicted model, not a curated record. Gene Ontology annotation, molecular function: protein dimerization activity.
ACGCAUAGAUAAUAAUAGAAUGGUACAAAUUGAAGAAAAUAGAAGGAAAAUAGGACCAAUUAUUGAGUGUAUAAUUCUAUGUGGUAAAGAAGAGUUGGCUUUGAGAGGACAUAGAGAUUUUGGUGAUAUCUUAGUAGAUGAUGAUUCAAGGCAAGGCCAUUUCCGUGGUAUUCUCAAGUACAGAGCAAAAGGAGAUGAAUUUUUGCGUAAUGUUCUUGAGGGUUCAGGGAAACGUAAUAAAUAUACGAGUCGAAUUAUACAAAAUGAAAUAAUUCAGUCAUAGCAACUCAGUAUAUGUGUUUGAUAUAUUGAUAAAAACAAUAAGUUGCAUGAGAACUUUUUACGAUUUUUUGAAAUUGAUAGCUUGACUGGUUAUGACUUGGCUAACUCAAUAUUAAAUGGCUUAAACAGAUGUGGAAUUGAUUGCAAUUAUUUAUAUGGCCAAGGCUAUGAUGGGGCCAGUAAUAUGGCUGGUCGAUUUAAAGGAGUACAGACUAUUGUGAAAUCUAAAUACCCCAACGCUAUAUAAUAUGUACAUUGUGCAGCACAUUCGCUGAAUUUAGCUGUUUCAACAGCUAGUGGCAUAAAACCUAUCAGAAAUUGUUUGGGGGUGAUCGAAAAAGUUUAUAAUUUUUUCAAUACCCCUAAAAGAAAUUCUGUUCUUUUAAAUACCAUUGAGAAUUCAAAUAAUGCACCCCAAGUAAAACAACUCAAACGGCUUUGUGCUACUCGUUGGAUUCAACGUUAUGAUUCUGUAAAUGAUUUUUCUGUACUAUUUUCAUUUGUUCUCAAUGUGUUAGACAUUAUAUCUGAUUAGAAAGAAUCAACAGAUGCUGAAAUGCUUCAGAAAGCGUUAAAAGAUUCAGAGUUUAUGAUUUCUUUGAUUGUUAUAAAGGUAUUAUUUUCUUAUGGACUUCCGCUGUGUAAACAAUUGCAAAAAGUUCAAAUUGAUUUGAAAAGGACAAUACUCAUAGUAGAAAAUGUAAUAGCUACUUUAAAAUGUAUCAGAGAAAAUAAUGAAAUAGAAUUCAAAAUUAUCUAUAAUAAUGUCAAAAAAAUGGCAGAUGAUGUUGGAAUUGAAUUGCUAGAGAAAAGAAUUUCUUCUAAACAAACACAUAGAGCUAAUCCAAAUUUACAAAAUCAUUCUACCGAACAAUACUAUCGUGUAACAGUAUUUUUACCAUAUAUUGAUUACUUUAUAUCACAACUUACUGAGCGUUUUAUAAAUCAUAAAAGUAUUUUUGAAGGGUUCGAUUGCAUUUUUAAAACCCAGCCAUUGCCACUAGAGAUAAAUGACCGAGAACAAUUUAAUAAGCUUGUGAACAUAUAUUCACCCGUUGUAGAUAAAUUCAAUAGCAUAGCCGAAUUCAAUAUGUGGAAAACAAAACUAUUUACAGAUAAUAUCAUUCUUAGUUCAGGAUUACAGGCAUUAGAAAUUUGUGAUAAAGAAUUUUAUCCCAACAUUUACAUGUUGAUAAAAAUAUUUUGUACGCUUCCAGUGUCAACAACAACUCCUGAACGAUCAUUCUCUAAUUUAAAAAGAAUUAAAACUUAUCUCAGGAAUAGUAUGAAUGAAACUAGACUGAAUGGAUUGGCUCUAUUAGCAUGCCAUACAGAAACAAAGAUUACACCAGAUGAAGUCAUUGAUGAAUUGUCUCUGAAAAAUAGAAGACUGGAGUUUGUUUUGUAAAAUCACUGCAAAUAAAUGGCUAUAUGUGCCUAUGUGUUAUAUAUACCUAUGUAGAUAAUAGAUAUCAAUGAUCAAUAUAAUUAUAUGAUAUUUUACAUUUUUACAGAACAAAUUAUUAAUUAGCUAAAUAUUUUAUAAAUUUAUUUCAUUGUGUUGAUUAUUAUAAAUCUAUAUUAAGCUAUUAAUAUAUUUUUUAUUCAUUA